This is a messenger RNA of Anolis carolinensis (green anole), 1883 nucleotides long. RefSeq lists its product as uncharacterized. NCBI's taxonomy places the organism in Eukaryota, Metazoa, Chordata, Lepidosauria, Squamata, Anolidae. The record is from RefSeq and is a predicted model, not a curated record. The coding region runs from base 263 to 1246 and encodes 327 amino acids. The transcript has 2 exons.
AUUAACUUAUUGAAUUAAUUUUAAUAUUAUGUAUAUAUAGUAGGUGCAUAUCAGUGUGUGGUAUUGUAUGCCUUAAUUAAAUGGAUGCUUAGUUGCUUUUGAUUUAAGAAAUAUUAGGCGCUUCGGGUCCCUUGGCUCGGAUAGGGUAGGGAGUUGGCUCAUUCUAGUUUCCUGCCACCCCCCCCCCCCCAUUUAUUUUCUACUGAACUUUCUUCCUCAAUAUUGACUUUUCGUGGUCUUACUGAACUUCUUAUUUUGCAGUAUGCCACCGAAGAAGAAUGUCGGGGGGCCUAAGGGCAAGGGUCCUGCGAAUAAGAUUCCAGCAAAGCGCCCGCCUCCACCAAGUGGUCCUGCAACCGAGGAUGAAGACUCAGCACAGUUGUUGAGAGUGUUGGUCGCCCGCAUUGAGGCACUGGAAAGAGAGAAAGCAGCGGCUGCUGCUGCGGAGGCGCAGAAGGCUGGUGGGGGCAGUAACACCGGGCUAAUUAAGUCCUUAUUUUCCCGUAUUUCUGCCUUAGAAGGGGAAAGGAGUGCCGCGGUGCCUGUCACUGAUGCGAGCCUGGUUACAUCUACGCCGGUGGCCGCAGAAGCUGUUCCAUCUACUUCGGCGGCAGCAGCUGAGAUGAGAAGUGCCGUAUCCGCUUUAGAACCCACCCUGUUGGCGAGUAGACGACGCGUCCUGAUUUGCGGGCACAGUUAUGUGCACUGGGCAGAGCGACAGGCGCGCAGAGGUCCCUACGGCCAGCAUCUCGGCCUCGCUUCCUUGGCUUUUGUUGAAUGGAGGGGAAGAAGAGGUCUGCGGUGGGAGGGUUUGCUCCCUUUGUUGUUUGGGUCAGGGGUCCGUUUUCCACCUGACCUUAUUGUUAUGCAUUUGGGAGGCAACGAUUUGGGGCUGCUUAAAGGCAGGGCCCUUUUUCUCCAGGUUUUAAAUGACAUGCACAAGAUCCAGGAGGUGUGGCCUCAUACCGGAUUGGCAUGGUCAGCAAUUAUUCCUAGGCCACGUUGGCCCUAUGGGGACGGUAAAAAAUUGGACAAAGCAAGGAAACGGGUCAAUAGGGCCCUGCGGAAGGUUUUGGAAAAUGGCAUGGGUUACUAUAUCCCUCAUGACACCAUUAGAUUCAAUGAUUCGACGAUGUAUCGGACUGAUGGGAUCCAUCUGUCCGAACUGGGCAACCAAAUUUUCUUAGCGGAUCUGCAGAAAGGAAUUAGGGAAAUUCUUUCGAAUUUGGUGGGGGUCAGGAGCUAAAUAGACAUUUGCUCCUGAACUGUGGCGGAAUGCUUAGGGGAAUCUCUUAUUUUGGUGUGCACCACAAGGCACCUCUGUUUUGGUGUUGGCCAGAGGCGUGAAUCCUCGCUUAGGGUUUUUACAGCCCCGGCGAGGGUGAACGAUUAUGGCCUUGGAAUGGGAGACUUUGACCUCAUUUGUUUCGGAGGCAAAACUUUCCAACACAUUCCCCUUUAGGUCAUCCAGGUUUAGAUAGACUGGGGACCUGGUGUUUCACCCUAAAUUCAGUCUUAAUGGAUGGUCGGGUAUGACCACUAAUAUCAGCUUAUGCCUUACCAAAUUCUUAGAUGGCUAAGGAUUUUUGGCCCUAGUUCCAAAUUAAAGUUAAAUAGGUAACUAUCAAUAAAGUUGCCCAGUUUUAAACCCAAGCUUACUUGUCUUGUCUCGUUAUUUCGGAGGGUUGGAGGGCAAAAGAGUGAUACAGUUAAUUUCCUUGACCUGGAUAUUAUGCUCUUGUAUUGCAACCGGAAAUUUAUUUGUUUUUUUCCCCUGCUUCUUGGCAGAGAGUUGGACUGAAUGGCCCGUGAGGUCUCUUCCAACUCUAUGAUUCUAUGCUGCAAUAAUUUACAGAUUAGUUGGCCUUAAUAAAGAAGUUAUG